AUGAGCAAAGCUAGAGGCUAUCGCAGAGGGCAAGUGAGGAGGAGGAGGCGAGAGGUCACUCACACCCCACCCCCUAGCACGACUCCGUCGACUCCCACACACCCACCCCCCUCAGCGGCAGCUACAGCAGUGGGAGACAGAGGAGGAGGAGGAGGAGUAGGGGAGACCACACACCCCCCACUCGCCACCCCCAAACCCGAACACAGGGCAGGGCGGGAUGGCGGGUAG
Molecule: messenger RNA, 228 nt
Organism: Closterium sp. NIES-65
Lineage: Eukaryota; Viridiplantae; Streptophyta; Zygnematophyceae; Desmidiales; Closteriaceae
Source: the annotation of a GenBank genome assembly